Molecule: messenger RNA, 1077 nt
Organism: Diachasma alloeum
Lineage: Eukaryota; Metazoa; Arthropoda; Insecta; Hymenoptera; Braconidae
Gene: Or180
Product: odorant receptor 47a
Exons: 5
Coding region: 1-1077 (358 amino acids)
Biological process (GO): detection of chemical stimulus involved in sensory perception of smell; sensory perception of smell
Cellular component (GO): plasma membrane
Molecular function (GO): olfactory receptor activity; odorant binding
Source: RefSeq, a predicted model, not a curated record
AUGUCAGCGAAUUCCAAAUUACCAGAGUAUGUCGCGUUUUACCAAACCACAAAGACGCUACUCUCUGUAGCGGGUCUUUGGUUGUCUGGAAAUCCGGGUUCAUUCUACAGUCGUUUACCUUUUCUUUUCAUUAUCGUUUUAUCUAUCACGGGUUUUGGUAUUCUGAUGUUUGUUUUACACCACAUAACGCGAAUUGCUAUCGUAGUAAGGGGCAUGAGCAUCGGAACUACUCUCAGCGACGAGCGAAUGAGAAAACUGAUGUUAGCUGGUGCCACCACUGUUCGUCGGAUAUGUUUCAUUAUUGUUUUUACUAUUGGUCUCGGGGUUGUGGUUUUCAUCCUCACGCCGUCAAUGAGUAUUAUAAACCAAAAACGUCAUGGUGUCCAACCUGUGAAGUAUUCCUUAAUAUACCCUGCAUUAUACCCUUGGGAUCCUUCUGAAUAUGGAGUUCUUUACCAAAUUCACUUCAUCAUCGACAUAUUGGCUUCAGUGAGUAUGUUCUGUGUUACGUGCGGAGUAGAUGGCCUUUUUGCUCUUUAUAUAUUCCAAAUGACAGGCCAACUCCGAAUAAUGUCGUAUCGUUUGACACACCUCAACGAGGAGGAAAAUAUUCAAAUAGUCAUAAAGGAAUGUUCUCAGCAAUAUCAAAUAUUACUCAAGUGUCGAGAUUCGAUAGAAGAUAUUUUUGGGCCCCUUGUAUUGUGGAUGAUGGGAACAAAUGCUAUCGUCCUGUGUGCAUUGAUGUUCCAACUGUCUCAAAUGACAAGCAUCUCUAUAGUACGAGGAAUUUUUAUCAUUAAUUAUUUGAUCAUGAAAACGGUUCAAACGUACAUUUAUACCUGGUCUGGAACAUCCCUCAUAACUCAAAGUGAAAAAUACCAUCAAGCCGUCUACGAUAUCAACUGGCUUGGAAAAAGGACAAUCAUGUCGUCGAUCAUCAUUAUGCUUAAUCAACGACCACUUUACCUGAAACCCUUCGGAUUUUCCGUUAUAUCUAUGAAUAUGUUUGUUAUGAUUCUCAAAACAACAGUAUCUUACUUUGGUCUGCUCAAGGCUAUGGAGAAAAAAUCCGGGUGA